Molecule: messenger RNA, 4102 nt
Organism: Penaeus monodon (black tiger shrimp)
Lineage: Eukaryota; Metazoa; Arthropoda; Malacostraca; Decapoda; Penaeidae
Gene: C3G
Product: rap guanine nucleotide exchange factor 1-like
Exons: 14
Source: RefSeq, a predicted model, not a curated record
UGCUCCGCGACCAUCCGAGUGACGCCGCCACUUAUCGUGUCCUUCGGUUGCCGCCGCCAGUGCCCCGGCUUCUCCGACGCGAGUGCAGUAGGCUUAGGCCGGAAGCUGGUGGCGCUGACGAGCGAAUCUGUGGCGAAUGUGCGCUGUAUGUGGCCACAGGGCCUCUAUCGCUGUUCGGCUGUUCUGUUUGUCAUUUUUAGUGUCGUAGGCUAUUUUGACAAGAUUUGGGUACAUGCGAAAAGGGUGUUGAUAUACAGAAAUGUAAUAUUGCCAUUGCAUUUUUAUACCAGUGUAGCAAAAGGUGUUUAUAGUUGUGAUGCUUUAGGUGAAGUGCUGUUUAGUGAAACAAACAUACGGUUUUAUUGUUUAAAGAUACCAAUAGCGACUCCCAUAGUAAGAGUCCCCUAGUGACAUGUAAAUGUUGGACAUGUAAAGCUAUUGCUAACAGUUAAGAAGGUCAAAUCCGCAUAUAGUAAGGUUUAAUGUUUAAUGAAGAUUCUAAGUGUUGCUGAAUCCUAGAGCCAGUGAAGGCUUGACUGAGUCUCCUGCUCGCUCGCCCACGUGGACCUCACUGUUGACAAAUUGUGCGGCGGAGCGAAGGGGCCCCUCUGCGCGUUGCCCUCGCGCCCCGCCGCCCGGAGGAUGGUGACGUGAGUCCGUGCGGCAGGUGCGUUGGUGUGAAGGCACCGCCCACGCCAUGCCACAGUACCACGACGCCAUGCUAGACCACUCAGCCGUGGGGGUCAAGAACGUGUUCUGGCCCGAUCAGAUCACGCCGCGACCCCGCACCCGCUCCUCCGCCCGGAGUUUCUUCGCCGCCCUCAAGAGGCAUUGCGACAGUUACACGGUCUCGCCGCCGGCAACGCCCACGUCUUCGCGCCCGCAUACGGGUUGGGCAACGCUCCAGCACCCACCCAGCACUGCCGCGCGCCAGCACGCCCUAGCCAGGAGUCGCAGUUACUCCGAGGCUCGUUCCGCCCACGUCACCUGGCCCUCCUGGUCACGCACACCUUCGCCCAUCUGCUCUGAAAGUGUCGUCCCUCCGCUGCUGAAACCAUCGGCCACCCCGUCAGCACCUGGCGGUCCUGUGGCGCCCACACUCUCCCCUCCUGCAGGGCUUCCUCCCGCCCCGCGCCCAUGUAGAAUCCCGACGCCCACUCCACCUGCCACGCCCACCAGUGGCUCUCGCAAGGGCACGCCUCGGAGCAACAAAAGGAGCUCCGGGUGCUGGCGCGGCUCUUCACCGCCUUCGCCUCCAGCCUCGCCCGGAGCCACCUUAGGCCUCCGGCAGGUGGAGCGCCAGCCUCGUCGGCGCGGCAGGGAUGGCUCGGUGACUGCCCCGGCCAGCCCUGUCGAAGCCCCUCGGGGCUGGCCCAGCCCUCCCCCCUUCGCACAUCGGGCCUCGCCUGUAGACGAGGGCGGUGAUCAGUGGGUACUAUGCACGCUGUCUCGCCCUCGCACGGGCUGGAACAAGCGCGUGCAGAAGAUGAAUCAAAUGUCCAUGGAGAAGAAUGCUGCGCAGUACAAGCAGUGGCUGCAAGACACACCAAAACCCAGCAAGGGAGGGGUGUUUCUUAGCCGGGCGUACUCCGUCAAGGAGAAGCUGAAAGGGAUGAAGUCCCCAAUGAGAAGCACCGGUAAGAUCGUGAAGGUGGAGCCAAGUCACAGCAGCGAAAGCCUGGAGAGCAAGGUGGAGCAUGUUUGGCGGGCGCUGGCUUUUUACAGGGAUGUGGUGGAGAAAAGCAUGAUGGACAUGUUGCCCGGAUCAGCCACAGUCGUGCUCGAGAUGGUCCUCGCUCUCAACCUCGCCCUAAAGCCCUGCUUCUCUAAUCAGAACAGCUCUGCGGUGUCUUCAGUCAUAGCCCGCGUACACCAUAGUGUGGCAGAAUUGGUGCGGUGGAGUGACCAGUUAUUGCUACGUGGGGAUGAGGCUCACAAUACUCAGACCGUCCAACAGGUUGUUCAGACAGUUAGGGAUGCCGUCCAGGCUUUCGUUGAUCUUGCUGCUGAUAAGGAAAACUUGAAUAUAUCAGAUUCAAGCAUAAUGGAUAGCACUCCGUCCACUAAUGUUAAUAAUAAUUCAAUAAACUCGGAUAUAUCAACACCUUAUUACAGAAAUUCAGAUACUGUGUCAAAUCAUCGAAAUUCACUGCCUGAGAUUACAGCUGAUUCACCUGUGGAAAAGAAUAGAAGUUUCCUUUCUCCACGAGACAGUAGCACUAAACUUAGCCAUUCACUAAGUUCUGACUCAAUACUUAAUACAACUGUGGAAACACCUCCUCCAAAGCCACCCCUUCCAACUGGGCGGAAUGAUAUUGCACCCCCACUACCUCCAAAGAAGAAGAAUCACUGUAAGAGAAGUUCCCCAGAGAAUGGUGUAGGCAACCCUAUGUACCAAAACUCACCCCUUGGGCACAGCUCACCAUUAAACCGCAGCCCAAGGGAAAGUUCCUCAGAGUGGCCACCUCAUGGCUGUGGUUCAGGACCUUACACUGGAUCGCUGGACAGGGAAUCUCAUACUGCUCAUUCCUCAGACCAAGUAUCCCCUGCAUCCAGUCUUGACUCCAUGAACCAGUCUCAUGAAGAAUCUGUUAAAUGCCAGACAAGUCUUAAUCCCUGUGGGUCUAUUCUUAAUGAUCGACUUGAUCUUGAUUUUGAAAGAGCCCUGCAGAAGAUUGGUAUAGAACCUAGGCUUGGCCACUGUUUAUCAGACUUUGACACCGCCAGUAUGUGUUUUACGGACUCUGGCUUCCCUUCUCUCUCUUCAGUGAACAGCCUCUCAUCAAACACUCUCAUUAACAGCUCUACCAACCAACCCUUCCUAAGUCAUAUAUCCAAGAGCACCAGUGAGAGUCAGUCAGUGGUGGAGUCUCGCACAGAGACCUUCUUCUCCUCCUCAUCUCAGGUUAGCAGUAAGGUGAGCUGCAGCACCAAGCGUGUAGUAUCCUACCAGCACUUUACCACUACCCGUUCAUCCACAUCAUCCUCAGUUUCAUCUGCUUCAACCUCCUCCAGUGGCAGUGAGGUGGGUCUCCAGGGAGAAAAGAUAGAGAACAACACCAUGUCCAUUCAAGUACCUCCUGCAUUGCCAGUGAAACAGCGCAUACAGCAAGGUCGGCGAUCAGCUGAGAUGCGCACAGCCUCCACAUAUGAUAACGUUAAUUGUGACUUUCCUGAUACUGACACUGUAGACUCACAUGACAUUAGAUAUAAGAAGGAUGACCCUAGUCCCAAGCUUCCUCCCAAGAUUGGCAAUCUGCAACUGGGUGGCAGCAGUAGUAGUAGCACCAGCAGUGUCAACAGUGGUUAUAUGAGUAGUACUACAAGCAUGUUAAGCAACAGUAGUAAUGCCAGCAGUCAGGGGAGUAGCAGUGUUGUGCAGCUACGGCGGCAUACCACAGUGUUCCAGUCCCAGCUUGGUAGUUCAUGCCUUAGUGAUGACAACCCACCACCACUGCCUGUAAAGAAGAAAUAUGUUAUGGACUACAUGAAGCUCUUUGGCCAAGUGUCUGAGCCGAAUGAAAGUGACCUGUUAAGGAAUUCUGUGCACCAGAUACACCUCCAUGCAGAUUGGCAUACUCAUGAGAGUGAACAUGAGCUUUACCAUGCAUCACAUUCAUUCUCCAGCAUGAUGCAAGGCAGCAUGGAGCACAUAUCACUCCAGCCUCCACCAGCCCUGCCCCCUAAGCAGAAGCAGAGGGCCAUUGCCAGUGCCUCUCGCCAGUCCUUGCCACCGGCCAUGAGAGUCGUACCCAUCAUGGGACCUGAGCCAGAAGAGAAGGCUUAUGAACCGAUGGACAAUGGCCGCAAACAUGAAGAGGAGAGAGAUGAACCUGAGGAGGUAAUUGUCCAAGACCAGUGUUUGCACAUAGAAAAGAAAGUGCCAGAGAAGGAAGAGGAAGAAGAAGAAGAGGAAGAAUGUUUGCUUGACUACCUUGAUGUGCAGGAGUAUCUGGUCCUGAAGAAGGAAGGGGAUGAAGGCCCUGACAUCAGAGGAGGUCCUGUGGAUGCGCUCGUGGUCCAUGCAUCUAAGGCUAACAAGAAUGGUGAGGAGGAAGUCUUUAAAUAUUUUUGUAGUACUUUUUUUUACUUAGAUGUGGAG